CCACUGGACUCGCUACAGACUUGGUACCCGGAAGUUGCAGUACAGCGCGUGGGAACAUACUCCCUCCCUCAAGGCGCAAAUAGAAGUGGAAGCGGCUCCCGCAAAACGAAAGGUGUCAACUGCGGUGCUCCGCUGGCUGCAACUGGGAGAACUCACCGUCGGGGGUCGAAGGUGAAGGGAGGGACGUGACCAACAGUCAUGCAGAACGAACGGGAAGGGCGGCCAAGACUGAACGGGCGCCAUAGCACAGACUCCGAUACCGACCCGACUGGAGUUUCACAGUCAGGAGGCUUAAAGGAACAGCAUGUCGCACCGCAAGCCGGCCGCAAUGCGUUCGAGUGCGACCCAGCGUCGCGGGAUUCGGUGUCUCCAGAGAUCAUAUCCAUACAAAUUCCCACAGGCCUUAAAAGCCGAAGGGAUCCCGAAGACGAUUCGUCCACUCUCCUACCGCCGUCCCCUAGUACACUACGUCGCGGCUUGAAGCUAGUCAAACGGAGGCCGAGAAGUAGGUCUCCAGCAACGGACGAGGUGGAUACGACCACCGACGACGUCGUUUCGAUAGGGAACCAGACGAUGUCAUCCGCCCACAGCAGUCUCGAAGAGACGCAGACGCAGACGGAGAGCGAUGACGGGCCAAUCAUCGAGCUGAAUGGGUCGAAUAGCAUAGACCUGCCCCACCAGCAGGCCUCGUCACCCGCAACAGAUGAUAUCACGACCACAAUGUCCGCGACGAUCGUCAGUGCAGAUGGGGCGCAGGUCCGUGAGAUGGGGACGUUCGACGUGCAGGUGUCUGAUGCCCCGGAUGGUACCAGCUCUGCGACGGUGUACAUUCCUAUGGGUGACGGGCAGACCUUGACUGCAGAAGUGACGGGGGCACAUUUACCGUCGCAGCCGGAGAAGUCCGUGGAGCUGCUUUUGCAGAACGGGGAUGUGGUUGUGGUUACCUCCGCUGCUACUCCGCCCUUGUCACCACCGCCGGAGAUGCAGCAGACACCGCCGCUUCAUGAGCAAUCUCCUGCAAGUCCGACUACGAAGCCGGCAGUAGUGGCAAGCCCACCAUUCCCAGCCACAAGCGCACCUUUGAUUCCACCACGAAACUAUUCCCCGCGGAAUGAGCUCGGUGCGAACAUCAACAAACCGCUUCCAUCUGUCGCAGCACCAGCAGCAGCGUCGUCACCUCCUGCUUCCACAACCCCAGGCGUCAGUAACACUCCCGUGCAAUCGGCAGUCCCCAUUCCGGUCAGAAUGGCGAGCAAACUGCCCGUCGCAGAUAUCGUAGCCGGCACACUACCUCUCCCUCUUCCGGAAAAGCGAUUACCAUCGAAGCCGUCGCUGUUCAAAAAGAAGCCCACGGCGGCCGUUGCUGUCGACAUGGCUCGCUCUCAGUCUGCCGAGGUGGGAUUAGGGAGCCCUUUGUAUGCCAACGGUCAAACGCUGCUGCAAAUGGGACACUCGGCACCUGUGAUCAGCACCUCAACUGACCUGACGUUGCAGAAUAUUGGCGAAGCGAGCCGACCGGAGCAGCAGUUGCUCAUAUCUGGGACGUUUGACCCGAACGGUGUUUCUGCAAUCGGUGCGAUGCCACAGCGGUCACCGCCGCUCGCGAACGGAAUCAUUCUGCUCAAUCGAGAUGCCUCAACGGACCACGUCAACGGAUCACUCACACUCUCACAGACUCAGGCUACGGAUAUGACUCUACCGGUAUCGACUACGUCGUUGGUUGUAGCAGACGAAGCCGGGAUGCUUAGCAGGACCAGCGACUGUUCAGACGACAACACCCCACUCGCCGCGCUCUUCUCCACAUCCCCACCGCAACCAACCGCCAUCCUACCCAUCUCCGCCCCGGACCGCGUCCAGAAACCAGUGACACUCCCCCUCCUCUCCGGCCUGAUGGCGCCAGGGUCAACUACAAACCACCAAACCGCCAUGACACUCCCCGCCCCAUCCUCCCGCGUCCCACCACCGACCUCCGCCCGCCGCGGGUCCCAGACGCUACCCCGCCCAUCGCCCACCGCAGUGGUCAUCUCACCGCGGAUGUCGUCUCUCGCGAAUCCGACGAGGGAGGAGGUCAAUCGGCGCCGAUUCACGUACUUGGGCGGGGUAGAUUUGCAACAACACUCGGAGGGCGGUGCUGUCGAGCCGUUUGUGGACGAGGUUGUGGAUGAGAACGGACAUGGCAUAACGGAAGGGACGCCACACACUAUCACAGAUUCAGGCACCGCAACCCCCGAACUUCUGCUAAUCACCCCACCCAAAAGCAUCCCCGCCGCCAACACCGACGUCACCAUCGCACCCCUGACCCCAACCGACCCGCACCUCACCCCCCGCGACCUCGCCACCUGCCCCCUCUGCGCCGACGUCUGCGAGCGCGCAAUGCGCGUAACCUGCUGCCUCACCGUCUGCUGCUCCGCCUGCAUCUGGCGCUGGCUCGCCCUUGCGCAGCACAACACGUGCCCGUUCUGCCGUGCCCCGAUCGCCCCCGAGAACGUAAGACCCGCGGAGGAGGUGCAGCAUCUGGUGGAUCGGUUGGUUGUCAGGUGUAAAGUGCCUGGAUGUGGGUGGAUGGGGACUAGGGAGCGAUUGAAGAGGCAUGUUGUAACCGAUUGUAGGGGUGCCUGCGAUAUGGUUGUGCUGAGGAAGAAGGGGAGUACGGUCCGACGGAGGAGUAGUCGCGCCAGUCUUGGAAGAUUGAAACUUGCCCCGCCUGCUUCGUCUGCCCCCUCUUCGAUAUCCGACAUUCAACAACAGCAACAACAACACCACACGCUCCCACAUCCACAACAACAACCACAACAACAACAGCAACAACCCCCGCGUCGCCUCCCCCUCCUCAUCCCCCUCCGCUCCUCACAACCGCGCAUCCUGUUCCGCAGACUCUCGAGUGCUAUCAGACCCCCCAGCAACGCCAGCAGGUUCGUCAUGCCAAUCCACGCCUCGGUCUCGGUCCCCGCGCGUAUCGGGAUCCCGCCACGGAUCUCGUCGGCGGCUGCCGUCUCCACUUCAGGCGACGAUGCACCGGCUGGUGAUACGCAAGCGCCACCACAGGAGGGUUCCCCUGAUACUAACCUGAACACAACACAACCCACACCGCCAAUAUCCUCCCCUCAACCCCUCACGGACCUCAUCAGCCUAUACACAGGACCGCCAUCACCCUCCCGCACUCAAACACGCACCCGCCCAGCCUCCCUCCGCCGCCGCCGAAACAGCACAGCCUCGACGCGGUCGUCAAGGAGCGGUAUCGGGGGCAGUGUGGUAGGCAGCCCCACUAUCCUGGAGGGGGAUGAGGGGGAGGGGUAUGUUGAUGUUGAUGUCGGAGACGACAAGGCUGUGGUUAGUCCGGGUGGGUGUGAGACGCCGCCGUCCCCGAGGCGGGCGCGACCAUCGAGUGUCUUGAGUGUACGCUUCAACGAUGCGAAUCACCACCACCUGGUCGGGGAUUCGGGUGACCGUAGUAGUAGAAACCACAACGCCGCCGCGACCACGACGGCGAAACAGCAUCGACAGCAUACGUAUGUGAGGAGACGGCACACCCUUGCGUUGGAUCCUAGGCGGGAUUAUACGGUUUUGUCGGCCUCGUCGCCGAAACGGAGGAGUGUGAGGGGGGUCUUUGAUCUUGUCCCGCCCAUGGGGGUGGGGGAGACGGGAACGGAGAAGAGGGGAGACGUGGAUGUGGAUGAAGGAGGAGGAGGAGGAGGAGGAGACGAGGUGGAUGUGUGGCAUGAUUGUACGGAGGCUGACGCGGACGGUAACGGUCAAUAGAACACACCAUGUCACCCUUUUCCAACCCCGCAGGACGGGGGUGGGGUGGAGAUAUGGGGAGAAUGUUAGCAGACACAGCCGCCAUGGAUCUAGAUCUAGAUACGCUAGCGGCAGUAAUGCUAUACUACGUAGAAUAUGUCAAUUCCCCCAUGUUUCCAUACCGAAGUUAGAAUUACAUGUGCACACAAUAACCG
Fimicolochytrium jonesii is the source of this 3953-nucleotide messenger RNA. RefSeq lists its product as uncharacterized. NCBI's taxonomy places the organism in Eukaryota, Fungi, Chytridiomycota, Chytridiomycetes, Spizellomycetales, Powellomycetaceae. Gene Ontology annotation, biological process: ubiquitin-dependent protein catabolic process; protein polyubiquitination. The record is from RefSeq and is a predicted model, not a curated record. Gene Ontology annotation, molecular function: ubiquitin protein ligase activity. The transcript has a single exon. Bases 199 to 3759 code for a protein of 1186 amino acids.